AAGGACAAGUCUUUUUGGUAUCUCAAGAUCGGGAAAAAAUGUGGUUGCAAGGUUUGAAGUAAUCUUGGUGUUUUGUUGUGAAUUCUUGCAAUGGAUUCUUUGACUGGAUAUAGAAUGGAACCCAAAUGGCGAAUUGAUCCUCAGCUUCUCUUUGUUGGGCCAAAGAUUGGUGAAGGAGCUCAUGCCAAAGUCUAUGAGGGAAAAUACAAGAAUCAGACAGUUGCUAUAAAGAUAGUUCACAGAGGAGAAACACCAGAAGAGAUUGCUAAAAGAGAUUCAAGAUUCCUAAGAGAAGUAGAAAUGCUCUCACGUGUUCAACACAAGAAUUUGGUCAAGUUCAUUGGUGCUUGCAAGGAGCCUGUAAUGGUGAUAGUUACGGAACUUCUUCAAGGCGGUACAUUGCGUAAAUAUCUGUUAAACUUGAGACCCGCAUGUUUGGAGACCCGUGUGGCUAUCGGUUUUGCGCUUGAUAUUGCUCGUGGUAUGGAAUGCUUGCAUUCCCAUGGGAUCAUUCACCGUGAUCUCAAACCCGAGAACUUGCUUUUAACUGCAGACCACAAAACAGUAAAACUAGCAGACUUUGGAUUAGCAAGAGAAGAGUCACUGACUGAGAUGAUGACGGCUGAGACAGGAACAUACCGAUGGAUGGCACCAGAGUUGUACAGCACGGUUACUCUUCGAUUGGGAGAGAAGAAGCAUUACAACCAUAAAGUCGACGCCUAUAGCUUUGCAAUCGUUCUUUGGGAGCUUUUACACAAUAAAUUGCCUUUUGAGGGAAUGUCUAAUCUCCAAGCAGCAUAUGCAGCUGCCUUCAAAAAUGUGAGACCAAGCGCGGAGAGCUUACCCGAAGAGUUGGGCGACAUUGUAACAUCAUGUUGGAAUGAGGAUCCUAAUGCUCGGCCAAACUUCACACAUAUCAUUGAGUUACUACUUAACUAUCUCUCCAAGGUUGGAUCUCCGAUAUCCGCUAUUCCACAACGGAUUCUUGCUUCAAAGAACACACUAUUGCCACCGGAUUCUCCCGGAACUAGCUCUUUGAUGGCUAAACUUGAUGAAUGUGGGGAAACUCCAAAGGCCAAAAGUGAAGACAAACGAAAAGACACUUGGUUAUCACCAGAUGCGAGAGAAGUUUUCAGGCCCUAAUUUAUUAAGGAAAUCUAUGAACAGAUUGCUUGCAAGUAGAGAAAGGAAAAAACUUUUAUGACUUUCAGUUCAACACAAGGCUUGUCAAGUCCACAAUUGCACAUUUUCAGGUAGACUACUUUGCUUAGUUAUGUUUUGUAAUGUGUUUCAUACUCUGUUACUUGAUGUCUAGAAGAUGAAUGACAGUUCAAAACUUAUCUUAAAGAUGUGUUGUUUAUUGAUAGAAGGACUAAUGGGUUUAUAUAAAGAAACAUUGCAGAAUUUG
Molecule: messenger RNA, 1408 nt
Organism: Arabidopsis arenosa
Lineage: Eukaryota; Viridiplantae; Streptophyta; Magnoliopsida; Brassicales; Brassicaceae
Source: the annotation of a GenBank genome assembly